GAAAAGGGAAGAGUGGUCAGGCUACUACAGGGCUCAAUAGAUGAGCAAAACACCCUUUCUUAACUGUUGAGCAGGCCUGACUCGCUGGGAGCCAGCUCCUCCGAGGGUCACGCUCACGUUCUGCUCCAUUUCAGCCUGAGGCCGCUGGUGUGAGAGGCAAACUCGUGCCCAUGGAAGAGGCAGCGCUUGGAGAGGUGGCCCUGCAGGAGUGGGCCCUGGAGAGCUGCCCUCUGCAGAAAUGCAAGAAGAAACUUCCAGCUUCGACAAAGUGGAGGCAAAACAGGCCAAGGAUUGCCUCCAGACAGAGGGGAACACAAGCAGCUGCCUUCCCUGACGAAGAGAGCUCUGCAGCGGCGGGUGUCACAGCCGGCAGCAGCCGAGGGCCGGGGGCUGAGCCACGGGAUGGGGAGCGGGCCCAGCCGGGAGAGGCCGCUCAGCAUCACCGCAGCGGCCCCCGACACCGCGCAGCCCCCGCUGCCCGCACAGGCAGCCCCCGAUGGCGUCCAGGCCCUGGCUCUCUGCGACUUCCCCUCCGGCCCCGGGGCCAUCCUGAGGAUGGGGGAGCAGCUCCGCGUCCUCUCCGAGGAUGGGGACUGGUGGCUGGUGGCAUCGGAGGUGUCCGGUAAGGAAUGCCACAUCCCCAGCAGCUGCGUGGCCAGGAUCAGGCACAGGUGGCUGUACGAGGGCAUCAGCAGGCAGAAGGCGGAGGAGCUGUUGCUCCGGCCGGGCAACCGCAGCGGGUCCUUCCUCAUACGGGAGAGCCAGACCAGGCGAGGCUGCUUCUCGCUGUCGGUGCGGCGCUGCGAGCGGGGCUGCUGGGCCGCCGUGACCCAUUACCGCAUCCACCGCCUGGACAACGGCUGGCUCUACAUCGCGCCCCGCCUCACCUUCCCCAGCCUGCACGGCCUCGUGGAGCACUACUCCGAGUUCGGGGAGGGGCUGUGCUGCGCCCUUGGCGAGCCCUGCUCCACUGCCGGGGCGAGGGCGGCUCCUGCUGCCGCCGUGCCCGCUGCCGUGAGGAAGCCGGCAUUCACCUGGGACAAGAUGGACAGCUCCCUCCUGUUGGACACCGCGGGCCCCCCCGAGGACUCCCCCGUGAGCCUGGGCCUGCGCGAAUCCCUCAGCUCCUACCUGCGGCUGACGGGGGAGGCCGUCCCCGAGGAGGGCGCUGAGGGGAAGGGGCCCAAGGGCUGCUGAGGGCAGGGCCCGCCCGGCCACAGC
Pezoporus flaviventris is the source of this 1221-nucleotide messenger RNA. RefSeq names its product Src like adaptor 2 (gene SLA2). Gene Ontology annotation, molecular function: protein binding. The record is from RefSeq and is a predicted model, not a curated record. Bases 403 to 1197 code for a protein of 264 amino acids. Lineage: Eukaryota; Metazoa; Chordata; Aves; Psittaciformes; Psittacidae. The transcript is spliced from 9 exons.